CGGCCGCGAGGGUUGGGAAUGCGGCUCGGGGAGAGGGAGCCUGGGCGGAGCGGCAAGAGCUAAAGAAGGAGCGAGACGUGGGGCAGAGGGGGGAGAGGGAGAAGAGGCCGCCGCGCGUCGUCCUGACAGCUUCCCCCUCACAUCGGAGACACGGGACGAACGGCCCCAGUAGUGACCACACUCGCCAGAAUGGAAGAGGAGGGGGGGUACCCCCUCGACUCCUCGGGCAUCCACGGCUGGAGUGACCCCAGCUCGGGCGAGGAGGUCACUGCGAGCGAGCGGUCAAGGCCACGGGGAGAUGAUGCGGGAGACUCGUCGGGGACCCUGGUGGGAGACGAGGUAGCCUCUGACGAGGCGGAGCUCACCGCUGUCUACAGCUCCUCUGACGUGCCCGGGACGGACGGCCCUGCGGAUCGCGGGGGUCCAGGAGGCCCCCGCACCCCCCCGGGUUUGUCCCCCUCGGAGAGUGGAAAGCGAGAUGAGGUGGCACGCGGAGGGGGCCUAGGGGGGCCGGAGCGCGGCCUCGACCGCGUGGAGCCACUGAGCGGACCCGAGGCGCGGGGUCACGGCGACCACGAGGACCUAGACCAGGAGGAGGUGCACGACAUGAAGGCCGAGCUGGAGCAGCGCGUGGAGCAGCUGGCGACGAGGGCGGUGCGGGUGGAGAGUUUCGUGGCGGAGCUGGAGGACAUCUUCAUCCGCGUGGAGGAUUCGUACUCGGGGCUGCAGGCGGGCGCCGACUCGCGACUCGCCGGACUCAUGGAGUCUCUGCUGGAUCGCUACUCGGGGCUGGCGCGGCUUUUGGAGGAGGAGCGGCGCCUCAAGACGGAGCGCCUCUACGUGCAGCUGCUGCAGUGCGGCCGCGGUCUCGGCGCCUCGCGGGAGCUCGCGGCGGCCGCGAGGCGCGCGGCGCGGCUCCGCGACCGGAUCCCCUUCCUGCACUCGGCGGAAGCGAUAAAUGACAGGAUCGUGGAGGCGGUGGGCUCGUUCCUGGGCGUGAGCCCGCAGCCCCGCACCUCGGCCGAUCUCCUCGAGUUCCGUCUCGAGUUCUCCCGCGAGAGGCGCGCGCUGCGGGCUCUCACCUGCACGGCGGCCCCCUCCGCUCCCCGCCUGGGCCCCCAGGAGGAGGGCGGGGCCACGAGUCGCAGCUUCACGGUGCGGUGGGGAGUGGGGGCGCGUGACGUCAUCACCCACUUCACACUCAUCUGGCGGGGGGCGGGGCCGGACUCCACAGAGCUGAGUGUGGGGGUGCGCGGCGCGUGCUGCAGCUGCGUCGUGACGGGACUCGAGCCCAACUCGGCGCACGUGGUCCACGUGGUGGCCCACGGGCCGCACGGGGCCAGUACCGCCAGCGAGGCGCACGUCUACCACACAGUCCCCGAGGCCCCGGAGUUUGUGGAGCGGGACUGUGCGUGGAGCCUGGAUGGCGCCGUGCUCCACUGGAAGUCUCGUGGCGUGGGAUCCGUCUCCUCGUUCUCGCUCGAGUUCACGCGGCUCCACGCAGACCCCGAGUGCGGCGAUGGCGAAGAGAGCAGCGGCCUCAGGACCAUCUCGGGCAUCCAGGGAUGCACGCGGCUCGUCUCGCUGCGUCCCGCCCAGCGCUACCGCUUCCUCGUGCGUGCGCUCAACGCCGCGGGGCCCAGUGACACCAGCCGCGCGCUCAUCAUAGAGACGCGAGGUGCGCACUUCACCCUUGACCCCGAGACCGCGCACCCGAGGCUUCAGGUGUCUGAGGACGGGACCCGCGUCACGUGCCCCGCGGGGGAGCCCGAGGACCUGGGGGACGCGGGGGCCCAAGAGGGCGAUGGAGACUCAGAGCUGUUUGAUGGCUGCUGGCUGUCGGUGCUGGGUGCGUCCCCCUCGCCCCCCACCUCUCGCGCCCCCCUCUACUGGGAGGUGUCUGUGGAUGCGGCCUCUGGGUUUUGCGUGGGGCUUGAGAAGGAAGGGGGCUCAUGCCUCCUGCGCUACGCGGGGGAGCCCAGAAGGCUGGAAUUGCUGGAAGAGGGAGGCCGUGUGAAGGAGCUGCUCGUGUCGCUGCUCCCCACUCGCCUGGGCAUCCUCUACCGCCCCCUGCGGAGUCUCCUGAGCUUCUACAACGUAGAGCGGGAGCAGCUGCUGGCGGGGGGUCCCGUGCCGCAGGGCCCGGGCUCCGCGCGCCCCGCGUUCAUCCUCGAGGGGCCCGGCAGCCUCCAGCUGCACACGCAGAUCCCCGUGCCGUCAUUCGCGGCGUGAUGGGGGGGGGUGGGAUAACGAGAGGGUGCGAUGUGGUGUGGGGAGUGCCCUGCGACCCGAGUUCUAUUCUCGCUCACGGCCAACACCAGUAACCAUUAUCUGAACCAGUUCUGGGCAUUACCCUAGAUCGACUUAAAUGAGUACCUGGUGCAAUGUGCAUACAUUGCUAUUGGAGAGACAAAGGCGGCUGGGCGUGAUGCUGACCACCCAUCCCCUCGUGUCAGUCUGCUCAAACCUAUACGGGGGAUCUUCGUGUGAAUGUGUAGUGUGCGUGACGGGGUGGAACAAUGUAGGAGGUGGGCUGGUAGGAUGUGCGGGCCACAACCAAGGCCCGCUGUGCUGCAUGACUGUUGCACGUGGACGUGGUGAAUGCACGACCACUUCGUUGCGUGUGGGUUGAUUCGUGUGCACACUCGUGGUUUGAUGACGCGAAUUUCAGGAGUGAAAUUGUCCCCGUUGCUUGGCUGAACGAGGCUGAUAUUAUUUGUUUUGCUGCGAUGCUGUGCUCGCUUACAAGGUCAGGGGGUCCUGUCGGAGUUCACCCCCCGGGUCGGGGUUAACACGCGGGGUCGCGCACGUGAGGAUCACUUUAGGUCCCGGCUCAGGGCAAUUGAGCUGAAUAAACACGCGUGGCAGGGUAGCCAUAACCAGAGUCUGGCUCCUCUCUCCGGUAAUCACUGAUUCACCCCAGUCACUCGCUCACUCACCGGCGCUCAGUCGCCUCCUUAUCACUCUUCUAUCGCUCCUACCAGCGUUAUUCCGGAUCUGGGUGAGAUUCUAGGACAGUCAGAGCAGCGCAGCCCCAGAAGGGGUCCACUCGGGGCUUGAGUAUGCAGCGAGGUUCGUUGUUGGAGUCUUGCUUG
Molecule: messenger RNA, 3095 nt
Organism: Petromyzon marinus (sea lamprey)
Lineage: Eukaryota; Metazoa; Chordata; Hyperoartia; Petromyzontiformes; Petromyzontidae
Product: fibronectin type III and SPRY domain-containing protein 2-like
Molecular function (GO): protein binding
Source: RefSeq, a predicted model, not a curated record